Urocitellus parryii (Arctic ground squirrel) is the source of this 599-nucleotide messenger RNA. The record is from RefSeq and is a predicted model, not a curated record. NCBI's taxonomy places the organism in Eukaryota, Metazoa, Chordata, Mammalia, Rodentia, Sciuridae.
AUGGAGCUGGAUGGAGGCAGUGUGUUCACGGGCUCACCCUGUGAUCCCACCUUCAUCCUGGACUGCGCUCCUUGCAAUGUGAUCUGCUCCAUUAUUUUCAAGAACCGGUAUGACUACCAAGAUCCAGAUUUUCUCACCUUGAUGAACAAGUUCAAUGAAAACAUGAGGAUUAUGACCUCUACAUGGGCGCAAGAAAAGGACAAUCAAGGGUUGGAGUAUACGUAUGACAACUUGGUAACUGCUGCCUCUGAUUUGUUUGGUGCUGGCACAGAGACAACAAGCACAACACUGAGAUAUGCUCUCCUGCUCCUGCUGAAGCACCCACAGGUCACAGGUAUGAACACAGAUGAGGACAUAUUGUGUUUUUUGUUUGUCACAGGAAAACGGAUGUGUGUGGGAGAGAGCCUGGCCCGCAUGGAGCUGUUUUUAUUUCUGACUACCAUUUUACAGCACUUUCAUCUGAAAUCUCAGGUUGACCCAAAGGAACUCGAUACCACCCCAAUAGUCAAUGGAUUAGCCUCUCUUCCUCCCUUAUACAAGAUCUGCUUCAUUCCUGUGUGAAACAGAGCAGACCAUGUGGCUGCUGCUGUGCUCUUGUC